Mytilus californianus (California mussel) is the source of this 2481-nucleotide messenger RNA. Its product is annotated as ubiquitin-conjugating enzyme E2-17 kDa-like. The transcript is spliced from 6 exons. The coding region runs from base 82 to 531 and encodes 149 amino acids. NCBI's taxonomy places the organism in Eukaryota, Metazoa, Mollusca, Bivalvia, Mytilida, Mytilidae. The record is from RefSeq and is a predicted model, not a curated record.
CCAGUGGGAGACAACUCGAAACCGAAACUGAGAAAAACAGAAAAGUCACAGUAAUGAGUAAAUAGUUAAAAGACCAAUCUAAUGGCUCUAAGAAUCAUAAAUAAGCAAUUUCAGCAAUUAUGGCAGGAAAUUCCAGAAGAGUUUGGAUUUACAGCAGGGCCUUUAGAGGAUGACUUAUUACACUGGCAAGCGUCAUUAUUAGGACCUACAGACUCUCCAUAUAGUAGUGGUAGAUUUUUUUUGAGAUUAGAUUUUACAACAGAUUUCCCCUUUAAGCCUCCGAAGAUAUUAUUCCAGACCAAAAUUUAUCAUCCAAAUGUUACAGAAGAUGGUAAAAUAUGUGCUGAUUUCCUGACAGAGUGGAAACCAUCAUUUUCUAUUGGAUAUAUUUUACAAGCCAUACAGUCUUUACUUUUGUUCCCAAAUGCAGAUAACCCUGCAGCACCAGAAGUAGCAAAAGAAUUUCUUGAUAAUAAAGAACAAUUUGAGAAAACUGCAGUAGAAUGGACUAAAUCUUAUGCUGUAGAAUGAGUGUUUUACAGAAAAUGAUGUUGGAAAGCGAUAUACACUGUAGCUUUAGAAUAUACUGCAACUGUGCUUUUUGUGCAGUCAAAAUGCAUUGAAUGUAUAAAUUUUUGCUUUAUGCAGUUACUAAUUGUGUAGUGCCUUGUUUGUGACAGUGAUAAUGUUUUUUGUGCAGUGAAAAAGUACAGGUUUGCAGAAUUUUUAUGUCUUCUGCUUCAAAUUCAUAAUAGUUCAAAAAUAUUUCAUUUAGAACAGAUUAGAACAGUUUUGAGAGUUGCAUUAUAAAGAGAACAACCAAACAUUGUCUCAAAACAUAUAUUUUAUUUGUAUUUGGAUCAAAACAGGAUAGAAAUGCUUAGCAAAACCUUGCGUUCUAAGUGUUCCUAUUAAAGCCUUGUAUAUAUAAAUAUAUAUAUAUAUGUAUCACUUCGCAAAAAUAAAGUCAAACAUCAAAAUGGUAUGGGAUGUAAAUAAAUAUUAACUUGUUUACCAUGUGGAUUUUAGGCAGCAACUGUUAGCAACCUUUAUAAUAGUCUUUCUAUUUAAGUACAGUCUAGGUAACUGUAGGUCCUAAAGAUGAAUAAAUAAUUUUAUUUUCUGUAUUUUAUAUGUUGUGUAUUUUAAAAGUUUUUUUUUAGUUUUUGCAUUAAUGGUUAAUAAUAGCUGUUCAUGCAUAAUGUAACUAAUAACCAAAGAUGAGCACAUAUAUAUCUGUUUAACCAAGAGCACAUAUAUAUCUGUUUAACCAAAAGUUUUAAGUUCAAUGUGUCAUUUUUCACAUUACUUUUAUAGUAGUUUAUACUUUACAUAAUGCAAUUAGAAUCUGACAUUUUAUUUACAUUGUUGAUAAAUUCUUCCUCAGGUCUCAUUGGUUUAUAUAUUAAGAAUGUUCCUUUGUAGAUUUUUUCUUUUCUUUAAAAAAAAAACCCACACGAAAUAUUUUUUUUUUCUCUGGAAAUCGGAAAAAUUGGGUCAGUGGAUUCGAAAACCAACAAAUUAAAAAUCCCUCACUUAUCAUUAUUUGAUCAGGUCGGGAUCAAAUUUGAAUUGAACUAACCAGCUGCAUGAGAAAAGGGUAAGCAAGAUCGAACGAACUGACAUAUAUCAAAAUUAACCUCAACAGAGAAAUAUAAAACUAGAGAUUAUCUCCUGGACACACUAAUACCAUGCUAUGCUCUAGUUACAAUUAAUAUGCAUGUACUUUAUUAAACAGUCUACAUGUUAUAUCUGGCUGUGUGCAUCUGGGACAAAUAAUGCUACAUGGCAUGUAUAAGACAAAAUUUGCCUAAGUAACUGUUCAAUGGGAGAUAACCUAAAGUUUUUAUCACAACUUUUAUUUAUGAAAAUCAAAAUGGUUUUUUUUUUCUCUCUAUAUAUAUAAAAUGUACUGUUAAGCUCACUAAUUGAUACACUGUAAUAUGUGUUAUCAUGACCUCAAUAGGCCCUUGAUAAUUCUGAUAAACAUUGUAACAUUUAAACUAAUUUAUGUUCAUUCUGACUUAUAUUUUGCUCCUAAUAUAAGUGAGGACCAAGAAUCUCUAAACCUAAGAUAUAGCAAAAGGACAGAGCAUUAAUAUGAUCAUGAAUGUAAAAUGACUUAACAAAGUAAAGAAGUGCAUUUUCAUUUUAUUUAACUUUAGUAACUGUAUCUAAUAUAACUGGACCAACAAUAAAAUAUAUUUUUUGAGGUUUGCAUGAUAUAUUAUAUGACCUUGAUCAUAUUUAUAUGAUAUUUUCAUGUAAUUAGGAAAUAUAUACAUGUAGUAUAAACGUGAAGCAGUUAAAGUCAGACCUAAUACAAUACAAUGUCAAUUUGAUUUGAAGCUAACAGGAUUAUGUUUGCUUUGCCACAUAAUUUUAUCAAAAUUGGAAAAUGUACCAUGUAUCAAUAUUAAAUGUGAUUUAUAUUGUUAGCUGACCUGUGAUAUAUUUUUACAAUAAACUCUCAGGAAUUUA